AUGACGAUGAGAAUGGAGAACGAACAUGCAGACCAACGGCCAGAGGAGCCAAUGACUAUUUGGGGCGCGAUGACUGCGCUGAGGAGGCAUACGAGAGUUCGCAAAUCGAUCUUAACACCGGAGUCUGAGACAGCUCCAUUAAUGGGCAAUGAAAGGGCACAUGAGGGGCAAAGUAGUGGAGGGAGUGAGGAGACAUCUUGGGAGGGGCAUGGAGAUUUUGCGGGGCUAACUUGGUGGCAUAAACCAUCUGUAUACUGGCUCUUGUUUCCAUUCUUCCUACUAGCUCUCGCAGUUGGUGGAAUCAUUGUACCAAAACUCAAUCUUAUUCUCGCCCUCGUAUGCCGAUCGUAUCUCGCAGAGAGAUCUUCUCAAGAUCCAAACUUCCUUUUCGCACCUGUGUUACUCGAAUCCGACAAUCCGCAAUGCAGGAUUCCUGAAGUACAAUCGCUGGUUACCAAGUUCAUGCUGGCUAUCACGGUCAUUACUGGAAUAAUCAGCGCCAUUAUGUCCCCAGUACUUGGGGCUUUGUCUGACCGACAUGGAAGAAAGAAGAUUCUGGUGAUCUCAAGCUUUGGUAGUUUUUUGACAGAAAUUGUUACCAUCCUUGCAGGAAAAUACCCAGAUGUUGUUUCAUACAAGUGGCUGCUUGCCGGUGCCGUGUUUGACGGUCUCUGUGGUUCUUUCAUUGCGGGAAUGGCACUCACUCAUGCAUAUGCGGCAGACUGCACCGCUCCCCCUAAAAGGGCGGUAGCUUUUGCCUAUUUUCACGCCUGUUUGUUUUCUGGAAUCGCAUUUGGUCCUCUGCUUGCUGCAGCAUUACUUCGCUUAACCGAUAGCCUGCUCACGGUAUUUUAUGUCGCCCUCGGCAUACAUACUUUCUUUAUUCUUUUCUUACUCUUCGCAGUACCUGAGUCACUCACUCAGAAACGUCAAGAGAUUGCUCGUGAAAAGCAUGCCGUUGAAGGUCUGCUUACAGCCAAUCAAACUUGGUUAAGAUCACUAAUAAGCAAGAAUCCUCUUGCAACACUCAAAGUUUUGUGGCCCACUGGUGGCGGAAAUACCAAACACGUCCGCGCAAAUCUUGUUCUACUUGCAACUGUCGAUACGAUUAUCUUUGGCGUUGCCAUGGGGGUCAUGACUGUCAUCAUUUACUACUCAGGCUUUCAAUUUGGAUGGAAGACUUCCGAGACAAGUCUUUACAUGUCGGUGGUCAACAGUACUCGAGUCUUUACUCUUGUCGUUCUCCUCCCUAUUUUUAAUUACCUCGUCCGGACUAUACCUCGUAGAAGACAGCGCAGAGAAUCAGGGCUCGUAAUACCAGAGAAUCACUCUGGCGCUGAUUCAACCGAUCUCAUUGUUAUUCGAAUAUCUAUCAUUUGCGAGAUUAUUGGAUAUUUAGGAUUCACAGUAGCCCGUAGUGGCCCGCUUUUUGUAGUAUCUGGAAUCAUGGCUUCGAUGGGUGGUGUAGGUUCUCCGACACUACAAUCGGCAUUAACCAAGCACGUACCCCACGAUCAAAUAGGACAACUUUUGGGGGCUACUGGUUUAUUACACGCUUUAGCAAGAGUUGUUUGCCCUACGAUCUUUAAUCUAAUUUACGCCCAAACUGUUGGCACCUAUACGCAGACAGUCUUUUUGGUUUUAACGGCGUGUUUUGUGUUGGCUUUUACUUUCAGUUGGUUUAUUAGACCUAAUGUUUCUCUUGAAAUCCAAACUCCGAAACGACCAAGCUCACCAGAAAUCAUGGAUAGUGUGGAUGUUCGCAAUGACGAACAAGUUGUUGGUGUUUAA
Molecule: messenger RNA, 1791 nt
Organism: Botrytis byssoidea
Lineage: Eukaryota; Fungi; Ascomycota; Leotiomycetes; Helotiales; Sclerotiniaceae
Exons: 3
Coding region: 1-1791 (596 amino acids)
Biological process (GO): transmembrane transport
Cellular component (GO): membrane
Molecular function (GO): transmembrane transporter activity
Source: RefSeq, a predicted model, not a curated record